CGAUUCCCCUACUCUAGCCAAGAGAUUCCGUGUGUCAACGGAUCUAUUUCUCUCAUGACUUUGUACACAGCUAAAAGAUCACCCCUCAUCCUCCUGUGCUCCAAGGAAUAGAAUCCCAGCCGGCUCAACCUCUCCCUAUAGCUCAGGGCCCUGAGUCUUGGCAACAACCUCGGAAAUACUCUUUGUACUCUUUCCAGCUUGACAUCGUCUUUCCUAUAACAUGGUGCCCAAAUACUCUAAAUGCGGCUUCACCAAUGUCUUAUCCAACUGCAACAUAACCUCCCAACUUCUAUACUCAAUGGUCUGACUGAUGAAACUACCUUAGACACAUACCUUAGACCUUAGUACCUUAGACAUAGACACAUAGAAAAUAGUUACAGGGGUUGGCCAUUCGGCCCUUUAAGCCAGCACCGCCAUUCAAUAUGAUCAUCCAAAAUCAGUACCCUGUUCCGGCUUUUUCCCCAUAUCCCUUGAUUCCAUUAGCCCUAACUAUAUGUAACUCUCUCUUGAAAACAUCCAGUGAAUUGGCCUCCACCGCCUUCUGUGGCAGAGAAUUCCACAGAUUCACAACUCUCUGGGUGGAAAGGUUUUUUCUAUCCCGGUCCUAAAUGGCCUACCCCUUAGUCUUAAACUGCGACCCUUGGCUCUGGACUCCCCCAACAUCGGGAACAUUUAUCCUGCAUCUCGCCUGUCCAGAAUUUUAAGAAGUUGACCAUGGGUCCCACAAUCGUACAAGGGAUGAGAUGAAGAAUGAAGAAUGCAGAGAAUUUGAGUAUAAGAUUGGAGUAUAGGAGCAGGGAGGUUCUACUGCAGUUGUACAGGAUCUUGGUGAGACCACACCUGGUGUAUUGCCUACAGUUUUGGUCUCCUAAUCUGAGGGAAGACAUUCUUGCCAUAGAGGGAGUACAGAGAAGGUUCACCAGACUGAUUCCUGGGAUGGCAGGACUUUCAUAUGAAGAAAGACUGGAUAGACUCAGCUUGUACACGCUAGAAUUUAGAAGAUUGAGGGGGGAUCUUAUAGAAACUUACAACAUUUCUUAAGGGGUUGGACAGGCUAGAUGCAGGAAGAUUAUUCCCGAUGUUGGGGAAGUCCAGAACUAGGGGGUCACAGUUUAAGGAUAUGAGGGAAGUCUUUUAGGACUGAGAUGAGAAAAACACUUUUUACACCGAGAGUGGUGAAUCUGUGGAAUUCUCUGCCACAGAAGGUAGUUGAGGCCAGUUCAUUGGCUAUAUUUAAGAGGGAGUUAGAUGUGGCCCUUGUGGCUAAAGGGAUCAGGGGGUAUGGAGAGAAGGCAGGGAUGGGGUACUGAGUUGGAUGAUCAGCCAUGAUCAUAUCGAAUGGCAGUGCAGGCUCGAAGGGCCGAAUGGCCUACUCCUGCACCUAUUGUCUAUGUUUCUAUGAGAACGUGACAAUGGAGGGUGAGACAGGGCAGAAUGCAAAGGUAGCAAAGAAUCACGUCAUUAAAUAAUUUCGCUGAAACUAAUUUGGAAAUGACAGGUGGGGCAUUGAAUGGACUUUAUAACCAGAUAAAUGUAAAGUUAAAAUGAACAAAGGGCAGCUCGUCUCCUUCGCUUAACUGAUGAUGAGCGUGUGUAAUGGGAUUACGUGAUGCUGAAAUGUGUUUGCCCAGAGGCCGAGGAAUAAUUUGAUCAGAACCCUGAACUCUGGCCAUUUCCCUUAAAGCCGGAGCCGUCCUGGUUCCCUGCUUCAGUCGAGGUUCACCAGCCAUGCGGGAGGCAGAGUGUUGCCGCAACAUGAGGCUACGGGAGACCGUCUCCAUCUACAUGACUACUCUGCUGGUCAUCGUGGUGAUGCUGGUGCUGUGCUUCAGUCCCACCGCCCCCAAGCCCAGUCCCUUCCCCUACCAAGUACCGCUGGACCCUCAGGGGCUGGCCACGCUGAGCUGGAACGUCAGCUAUUCCCAGCAAGCCGUGUAUUUCUGCCUGGCCGUCACAGAACUGAAGUUUGGCAUGCUGUUUGGGAUGUCGGAACGAGGGGACAUGAGGAACGCUGACCUGGCCAUUCUGUGGAGUGACGGCCACAACUCCUAUUUCGGGGACGCCUGGACUGAUCAACAGGCUCAGAUUCACUUAGACACACAGCAGGAUUACCAGCUGAUUGAUGCUCACCAAUCUAAGCAAGGAUUUUAUCUCACCUUCAAGAGGCUUUUUAACACUUGUGACAAAAGAGACUACGUCAUUGAUAGUGGAACGGUUCACCUCCUGUACGGGUUCCUGGAGCGACCAACGGCAUCGGUGGAAACGAUAGACCUGCGAUCGGUGCCAAGGGGCAUCCAGAGGGUGCAACUCCUGAAGCCGGACAUCCACCCGCCUGCCCUGCCCACGGAUGUUAAAGUGUUGGAAGUCCUUGCCCCCAACGUGACCAUCCCCGACCAGGAGACCACCUACUGGUGCCACAUCAGCCAUCUUCCUGGCAACCUCCCGCCACAUCACAUUGUCAUGUACGAGCCAGUGAUUACUAAAGGGAAUGAGGCCAUCGUACACCACAUGGAGGUAUUCCAGUGUGCGGCGCUCAUUGACCAGAUCCCAGCUUACAACGGGCCAUGCGACUCUAAGAUGAAGCCUGCAAAGCUGAAUAACUGCAGACAUGUGCUGGCGGCAUGGGCGAUGGGUGCCCAGGCAUUUUAUUACCCAAAAGAUGCAGGAAUUCUUAUCGGUGGAACAAAUUCCUCAAAAUAUUUGCGGCUGGAAGUGCAUUAUCAUAAUCCACUGAAACUUUCUGGACGCUUGGAUCACUCUGGGAUUCGCCUGCUGUACACACCCACCUUAAGGAAAUUCAACGCAGGCAUCAUGGAGCUGGGUCUGGUGUACACUCCCAUCAUGGCCAUCCCACCGGCCGAGCCCAGCUUCGUGCUCACCGGAUACUGCACAGCAAAGUGCACCGAGCACACGCUGCCUCGGUCUGGGAUCCAGAUCUUUGCCUCGCAGCUCCACACUCACCUCGCUGGCAUGAAGGUGAAGACUGUUCUCGUCAAGGAUGGCGUUGAGGUGGACAUAGUCAAUGCUGAUGAACAUUUCAGCACUCACUUUCAGGAAAUCCGUAUGCUACAGAGGGAGGUCACCGUGUUACCUGGUGAUGUUCUGAUAACGUCCUGCACUUACAACACAGAAGGCCGGAGCUAUGCGACUGUGGGAGGACUCGGAAUCAACGAGGAGAUGUGCGUGAACUACUUGCACUACUACCCCCUGACACAACUGGAGUUGUGCAAGAGCACAAUGGAUCUCGGUUACCUGCAGAAAUAUUUCGCCUUCAUCAACAGGGCGGAUGAUGGCAGCAUCUGCACCUGUCCCCAAGUGCCUGUAACACAACAGUACCACGAGGUGACCUGGGACCCCCUGAGCCGCCGAGUGCUGAAGGCUUUGUAUGAUACUGCCCCCAUCUCAAUGCACUGUACCAACUCUUCUGGUGUGAGAGUCCCGGGUAACUGGGACAAGCAGCCUAUUCCACGAGUGACCAGAGAGUUGCGCGGGACCCCAGAUCGGUGCGGGGGAGCAAGUCGGCCGGAGCCAGGAGCGCCGACCCUUGUUGACUUCACCGCUGGCAAGGUGCCGAGGCAGUGAGGCGUGGACCCGGGCAGGCCUGGCUCUCGUACCCGGCCCUAGUGUCACCCGAUCCAUGGGGAGCAGAACCCGAGAGGAGCGAGCGGCUGGCCCGGUGACACUAAGCCCAUAAUUCCUCCCUCAUGUCUCAACUGUAAGGGGCUCGCAUGUAACCGUGUCCCAUCACCAUUGUACACUGCCUGUUGACUGAACCAGACCAACAUCCACUUCCAAUUAAACUGUAAACUCUUUUCAA
Leucoraja erinaceus (little skate) is the source of this 3817-nucleotide messenger RNA. It is a transcript of the gene dbh, whose product is annotated as dopamine beta-hydroxylase (dopamine beta-monooxygenase). Gene Ontology annotation, cellular component: secretory granule membrane. Gene Ontology annotation, biological process: dopamine catabolic process; norepinephrine biosynthetic process; octopamine biosynthetic process. Gene Ontology annotation, molecular function: dopamine beta-monooxygenase activity; copper ion binding. The record is from RefSeq and is a predicted model, not a curated record. Lineage: Eukaryota; Metazoa; Chordata; Chondrichthyes; Rajiformes; Rajidae.